AUGGAUCGCUCAAGAAAACGCAACUUGCGCGCACAGAACGAGCGCGCAUGGGAUGGGGAGAAGGACAUCUUUCCCGUCGGCAAAUCCCUCGAUUCGUCGCUCAAGAAGAACACGGCCUUCAUUAAACGCCUGCGCACUGCCAUUUCUCCCGCGACACUGAACACGUUCCUUCAAGAAAUCAAGACACUGAGUCUACUCAAGUACCUUUCGGAGAUCAUCUCGGCCUGUUACGAAGGACUGUGCAAGCUCAAAUCCCCUGGAGAAAUCGAGGCCGGCGUCGAGAUCGUCAGUGCCCUACACCAGCGAUUCGGCCCCGUCGAUUUCACCGAAUACCUGGGAUGGCUUCUGGGCAAGGGCAUGGCUACCCCGGACAAGAGUCUGCUGAAGACGUUGUCGCCCGAUGUCCGUGAGAAGGAGGAGAAGGAGCGACUGGUACGACAGCGCGCGCUUUUACGGGUUGUCACCGAGCUCUGGCUUGUUGGUGUCCUGCGAACCCUCGACAAUGUCAAGCCUGACGAUGCAACGCGAGGGGCCACCGGCAAGGAUCUGGGACUGAAGAUGAAGCCCUCAAGUUCCUCCAAGGGUGGUAGCGCCGAGCCAUUUCCCCUCGAAGUUUUAAAAGAUCUUCUUGGACACGACCGAGAGCACGCCAACUUACCUCUGCUAGUCAUAUUCGUGAAAGCCUUCAGCUGGGACUUGCUUGGAGUUAAGGCGACUGGGGCCGAUGGACGGAAGCUUGUCGAGGAAGACGGCGCAAUGAAAUCUACAGAUAAUGGAGUCGAGCCUGUCAACGGCACAGACGGUGCCAACGAUCAGACCGAGGAUCCGCCGUUCACGAGUCCAGAACUCCAGGAGCGUUUCAAGAACAUCCUCAAAAGGUACUUCGACGAUGUCAAAGCACACUUGAUCCGAGACCAGAAGAACAUCGUCGCUCAGAAGGGCCGCAACUCCGAGGCCUACGUCAAAUCUGGGGAGGUGUUUGAAGAUCGACAAGCAAACUUUGAGAAACAGUUGAAAGCUCAAGAACGCCUGGUUAGCAAUGCUCAGAUCAUCGCUGAGGCUGUUGGCGUUGACAUGCCCGACCUGAAGGAUUCUGGAGAUUCACUUGCGGCAAUCAAUGGCUCCAUUGGCCUGGUUAAGACCGGCGAGUAUCUUCGUGGCCAGAGCGACGGCUCGGGCAUUUGGGAGGAUGACGACGAGCGUCGCUUCUACGAGAAUCUGGUCGAUCUGAAGGGCAAGGUACCGGGUAUCCUUCUUGAAGACGGGAAGAAAAAGAAAUCAGAAAGUGAUGAGCAAGUCGGUAAAAAGUUUGACACCCCCGAGACGCCGGAAGCUCCGAAGCCAAACGAUCCAAACGACGAUCAAUCCACCGCCAUCGCCAACAAGACGAUUGGAGCCCAAGUAGAUGCUCUCCUGACUCGUCUUCCGGAACUCACCAACAAAGACGUCAUCGAUGAAACCGCCAUUGACUUCUGCUUCUUGAACUCAAAGGCUUCCCGCAAUCGUCUCAUCAAGGCACUGACUGAAGUGCCCAAGGGCCGAACCGACCUACUGCCCUGCUGGUCUCGUCUGGUAGCUACGCUGGGACGCUACAUGCCCGAUGUUCCCAAGGGAGUUGUCGAAUACCUCGACGCAGAGUUUCGCAGCCUACAGCGGCGCAAAGAGAAGGAUUUUCUUGGCCAAGUUCGGCUGAGCAACAUCCGUUACCUUGCUGAGUUGACCAAAUUUGGCAUCGUUCCGGAACACGUUGUUUUCCACUGCUUGAAAGUGAGCUUGGACGAUUUCUCCCGGAUGAACAUUGAGAUUAUCUGCAACUUGCUCGAAAACUGUGGCAGAUAUCUGCUCCGAAGUGCCGAUACAUCCCCUCGCAUGGCGACGUUCCUAGAGACGUUGCAGCGCAAAAAGUCGGUGCAGCAUAUCGGGCAGCCGGAGCGCAUGCUCAUCGAGAACGCCAUCUACUAUGUAGAUCCUCCCCAGAGAGCGUCCAUCCAGCAGAAGGAGCGCACGCCUACCGAACUAUUCAUCCGCAAGCUGAUCUACGUUGACAUGACCAAGCGUAACUACACGAAGAUUCUUAAGCAGAUCCGCAGGUUGCAUUGGGAAGAGCCCGAGGUUGUUGCAAUACUCGCGAAAGUGUUCUCGAAGCCUGGCAAGGUUAAGUACGGCAGCAUCCACAUUCUCGCGAUUUUGCUUAGUGCCAUCUAUCGUUACCACCCUGAAUUCGUCGUAAAGGUUAUCGACAACGUUAUUGAAUCUGUGUGUUUCGGUCUCGAACAGAACGAUUUCAAGUUUAACCAAAGACGUCUUGCGGAAGUGAAGUAUCUCGGCGAGCUCUACAACUACCGCAUGCUAGAGCAUCCCGUCAUUUUCGAGACGAUGUACAAGGUGAUGACUUUUGGUCAUGGCGGCCCCCCCAUUCCCAGCAGACUGAAUCCGUUCGACAUGCCCGACGAUUAUUUCCGCAUUCGCCUGGUUGCCACCAUCCUGGAGACCUGUGGGAUGUUCUUCAUUCGUGGUGCUGCCGGCAAGAAACUCGACUAUUUCCUAUCCUUCCUCCAGUACUACAUUCAUACUAAAGGCCCACUGCCUAUGGAUAUUGAGUUCAUCGUCCAGGACACCUACUCUUUGACUCGUCCCCAAUGGAAGCUCGCUACAAACUUGGAGGAAGCGGCUAAAGCAUUCCAACUUGCAAUCCUUCAAGAUCAAAAGAAUGCCGGAAUCGACAAGACUGUUGACCAGGAUCAAGAAGAUGCAAGCAGCAGUUCAUCUUCUGACGAAGAGGAUGUGGAAGGCGAUGGAGAUGAGGUGCUACCAGCGGCAAAUGGCGAAGAGGGCUCGGACUCGGAGGAGGAUGACCUCGAGGACAUCGAGAACCAUCAAGGGUCGACUCGAGACAGCGAGUCGGAAGAAGAAGCCAUCGUGGUCACUCGAAAGGCAGAGAAGGUCGAGCCGGCGGAUGAAGCCGACUUUGAACGUGAGUAUGCGAAGAUGAUGGCGGAAAGCUUAGACUCCAGAAAGUUCGAGCGGAAACCCCUUUUCGAUGUCCCUCUACCCGUUCGACCCAAGAACCGCGAACCGUCCACAACGGCCCACGCCCACGAUACGGAUGAUGCCGAUGGCGACGCUGCCCCUAACAUGAUGGCGUUCUCACUUUUGACCAAGAAAGGAAAUCGGCAACAGACUCGGACAGUCGCGCUCCCCUCCGACUCGACCUUCGCAGUCGCCAUGAAGAACCAACAGCAAGCAGAACGGGAAGAACAACAACGGAUCAAGAACCUGGUUUUGAACUACGAUCUUCGAGAGAGCGAAGAGCAAGAUGGUGAUACCAACUCAAUGCCCUUGCAACCCAACACAACUAUUCACAAGUCCAACCCUGCAGGUCACGAACGAACACCUACCUACCACCUAAACCGCACCGACAAAAUAGGAAAGGAGCGUGGCGGACAGCGCGUCCGCAGACUGCAGAUGAAUGACUUGGACUGGUAUGAUAGAUUCCCCGAAAACAACCAGACACUCAACCGGGAGCCCGAGGCAAAUUCUCCUUCUGCCGGAGACACGUACAGAAGUAAUUCUCCUGCACCGAACCCAGUGGAACAGAGCACACUGAACAAGCGUCGUGUACCCAAUGCAGGAGACAAGCACCGAAAACGUGAACAGGGCCACCGUCGAAGACACCGUUGA
Messenger RNA from Pseudomassariella vexata, 3681 nucleotides. Its product is annotated as armadillo-type protein. Gene Ontology annotation, molecular function: protein binding; RNA binding. The transcript is spliced from 8 exons. Gene Ontology annotation, cellular component: cytoplasm; exon-exon junction complex. Lineage: Eukaryota; Fungi; Ascomycota; Sordariomycetes; Amphisphaeriales; Pseudomassariaceae. The record is from RefSeq and is a predicted model, not a curated record. The coding region runs from base 1 to 3681 and encodes 1226 amino acids. Gene Ontology annotation, biological process: nuclear-transcribed mRNA catabolic process, nonsense-mediated decay.